ACACUGCAUAGCUCAUCGCCUGGAGCUGGGUGUGACUAAAGCAAUUAAAGAAAAUACCAACAUGGUCCAGCUUCAGAAUACACUGAAGAACCUAUAUGACCAGUACCACUACUCCCCCAAGGCUCUCAGGGAGCUUCACCAGAUUGCUGAGGCCCUGGAGGAAAAGGUACUGAAGCCGUCCAACCUCCAUGGUGCCCGAUGGCUACCAUAUGUGCAUCGUGCAACAAAGAUUGUCUGUGAUAGUUACUCUGUCCUCCUGGCUCAUUUUGAGGACAUGGCAAGCAUGGAAAGGAGCCCCAAACCAUCACCAGCUGUUGUUGGAAGAGCGAAACAAGUCACUGGGUAUCUCAAGAACCUGCACCAUUUAAUCUUUCUACACUUCAUGUGUGACACACUUGAUCAUCUUGCUCUUUUGAGCAAAGAGUUCCAGAAAGACAACAACACGGUUUGUCAAGCGGUUGAAAGCCUGGAGACGUGUUACUGGAACCUGACUGCACUCAAGACAGAAAUGGGUCCACAGAUGUCCAAAGUCUACGAGGCAGUGAAGACCAAUGGAGAAUACAGAGGAGUGCAGUUCCAGGUUCGACAUGGAGUUCCGAGCUUGGAAGCAGAACGAGCUGCAGUGAUUGAUGAGAGAUGUGAACGGUUCAGGAGUUUGGUCACACUCCUGAGAAUUUACUUGGUCCUGCCAGUCAGCACAGCUGUGUGUGAGAGAGGGUUCUCAACCAUGAAACGGAUCAAGUCCGACUGGAGGACCAGCCUCAGCUCAGUCCAGCUUCAGAGGCUGAUUUUUUUGUCAGUGGAGGGCCCAAAGUUGCAAGACUUUGAUGCUGGAUUGGUGGUGGAGAGGUGGUGGACCUGCAGCCAAAGGCAGCGCCGCCCAGGAUUUAACCCCUGGGAAUCAAGGCAUCGGUCCGAAGAUACAGAGUAGGGUGGGCCAUGCCUUCGCCAUCCUAGGAAAAUAAAUAUUGCAGGCCUAGGUAACAGGUUUUACUGCCUCGAUA
Molecule: messenger RNA, 1004 nt
Organism: Perca fluviatilis (European perch)
Lineage: Eukaryota; Metazoa; Chordata; Actinopteri; Perciformes; Percidae
Product: zinc finger protein 862-like
Exons: 3
Coding region: 62-931 (289 amino acids)
Molecular function (GO): protein dimerization activity
Source: RefSeq, a predicted model, not a curated record